AUGAUUGGAGUUAUAAGACUACAUACUGCUAGUUUAAGGACUAUGCAGAUGGCGAAGAUAAGACCUUGCCAGUCGCUCCCCAAGCUUAGUUUGGCUCGCCUGUUUCAUCAAUCAGUAAUCUACAAACAACUCAGUCAACGACAGAAUCAACCCCAAAAUGAAGCUAAACUUGAAGCUGAAAGGGCACGUCUUGACAAACUCACCCAAGAAAGAGAAGAGCGCCAACGAUACAAAAAUAGAACUGCAACAUACUACACCGCCUCCCUAGGAAUUGUAUUUCUUGCAUUGGCAUUUUGUGCUGUGCCUGUUUAUCGUGCUAUUUGUCAGCGUACUGGUUGGGGAGGCAUCCCAAUCACUGACAGUUCACGAUUCACCCCUGAUAAGUUGAUUCCGGUAGAUACCAACAAACGUAUCCGUGUGCAAUUUACUUGCCAAUCAUCAGGUGUCUUGCCUUGGAAGUUCACUCCAUUACAAAGAGAAGUUUAUGUUGUCCCUGGGGAAACCGCAUUGGCUUUCUAUCGUGCCAAGAACAUGAGUAAAGAGGAUAUCAUAGGAAUGGCCACGUAUUCGAUUAUCCCUGAAAAUGCUGCUGCUUAUUUCAACAAGAUUCAAUGUUUUUGUUUUGAAGAACAGAGGUUAAGUGCCGGUGAAGAAGUUGAUAUGCCAGUGUUCUUUUUCAUUGAUCCUGAUUUUGCCAAAGAUCCAAAUAUGAGAAGUAUAGAUGAUGUUGUUUUACAUUAUUCGUUUUUCAAAGCAGCUUAUUCCGAUGGAGAAUUAUCGGCAGUGCCAACUGGGAAAUUGGAAUUGAAAGCGGAGAUGGUGCAGUGA
Lodderomyces orthopsilosis Co 90-125 is the source of this 828-nucleotide messenger RNA. It is a transcript of the gene COX11, whose product is annotated as Cox11p. The record is from RefSeq and is a predicted model, not a curated record. Gene Ontology annotation, cellular component: mitochondrial inner membrane. Gene Ontology annotation, molecular function: copper ion binding. The coding region runs from base 1 to 828 and encodes 275 amino acids. The transcript has a single exon. Lineage: Eukaryota; Fungi; Ascomycota; Pichiomycetes; Serinales; Debaryomycetaceae.